GCGUGGAUCCUGGCAUCAGUUACUUGACAAGCGAAUUUCGUAGCGUCAACGUCUCUGAAAGGACUAUAAGGAGCUGACUCAAGAGAAUACUUAAAACCUAGUAUCAGAAAAGAAGUUUAUUUAUUUUAUCCUGGUCUAUACCGAUCAAUCAAUCUUUCGAAUUCAAGAAAUUGCCUCAUCGCAGUAUAGCAUCGUAACUAUAGACAUGGACGCUACAUCAUUAACAAAGUCAGUUGCAGUGAACCAAAACAACUCCAUGAUUCACGGCUUGUCCGUACUAAGCAUCGUCGAGGAUAAUAUGAACACGAUGCUCAUGCGAUCGAUGCUCGGGAGGCUUAAACUCGCAAGAACCGACAACAAUGACCCCGACGAAAAUCAGGAGCCAUUAUGUCCCAGCAAUGGUAGCACCAGUUUUAAUACCAGUCCCAUACUUACCAUACAAAACGUUAAUCACGAGUUGACAACCGGUACCGAUUCUCACAGCCGAUCAAUAAUCAAGAAGCAGAGAACAUCUAGGAAACAGCACAAAUCGAAGCGCAAGAUGCGUGUCGGAACGACUAAGGUCAUGUUCAAGAGGAAGAUCUGCAAGGAGCCGUCUCCGGCGUUGGUGGAAUUGAGAAAGGCUCUUGUGAUGGAAACUCUGAAUUCGGAUACAGAUACUAGUUCGGAAAACGAGGAGAAUGCAGAACCACUGCAGAGGCCUGUAUACCAUCAGGCCCUCCUCAACUUUAUUAACGAUUGCGAUGACAAAGAAAAUAUCGAUCUCGAAGAUUUUCAAGCUAAGUUGAAACUUUGAGCAGCAUUUAGGAACGUGAUUAUUAUUAUUAUUAGCGAGCGCGUAUAUAUAGCGAGUAUAUAGCAGUCUUAUUUUAAUUUUCAAUGUUUUGAAUUUGUAAUUUUAAUGUUUGGUUUAUCGAUCGGAAAUGAAGUUAGUGCUCAAAUACAAUUCUGAUCGGCGAGCAUCAACUUUAUACGCACGCUUAGUCAAUACAAUUUUUUUAGGUAUUAUCUUCGACCAUCUUAUCAUAAAGUUUUUAUUUUUUUGAUUCAGUUCAUCGUUGUGGUGUGUAUUAUUUUUAAAUAGUAAAUUUAAGUACUUGUAAUCCAAGUUGGCAUUUUAUUACACGACGCUGCCGCAUCGAUAUCUACGUGCCGUGUAAUAAAGUGCCAUUCAUGUCACACGUGUUGUAAUACUAUUAAGAGAAACAAAAAAUUUUCAUCUAGAAUAAGAUUUUCAAACAAUAAAAACUUAAAGCUAUAAUAUACUUGUUAAAAUGUAUAAAUAUAUUAUACACCCUUCUUGAUAAUGUAACACAGUACCGCAAGCAAAAAAACCACUAAUGUGAUUCACAUACAAUUAUGGAACGACAUUUGCAUAUAAGUAUGCACGAAAAGUUACGGCGUCAGGGCAGCAGCUGUUAAAAAACAUAACUUUGAAUUGAAUUAGACAAUGUAAACACGUUUUCUCUUCUCUGAUUUCUGCCAAUAACGCGCGUGUAUUCGAGCCUUUGUUUUCAGCGAAUUAUUCUAGCCUGUUUGUAGACUAUUGAGCAUCACUUAUCGGCAAUCUUCUACUAGGGUUCCCUGGUAGAAAUGUUCAGCAGUUUAUUAGCAGUCACUACCUAGUUCAUAUUUAACUGGCCAGUGCGUUCAGCAGUGAUUCGCCAGUCGCUGUGCCGAUUUCGUCAGAUUUUCGACACAGUCACUGGCCAAGGACUGGGGAAUCAGACUUGAAAAUACAACUAAUGACAAUUGUGCGUUUCUUACUAUUUUUAGCACUGGAAAUUAAUAAAAAUGACUUAGAAUUAAAGAAA
Messenger RNA from Nasonia vitripennis (jewel wasp), 1814 nucleotides. RefSeq lists its product as uncharacterized. Lineage: Eukaryota; Metazoa; Arthropoda; Insecta; Hymenoptera; Pteromalidae. The transcript is spliced from 2 exons. The record is from RefSeq and is a predicted model, not a curated record. Bases 206 to 796 code for a protein of 196 amino acids.